CCUCGCGCUGUGGGAGUUCACUUCGCCUCACGACCCCGGCCGGGCCGCUGGCAGCAGGCACCCGGCCGGCAGCGGCAGGAGCCCGGCCGGUAACGGCAAGGGCACGGCCAACAGCCGCUUCCGUCGUCCCCCGCCAUCACUUCCAGAUGUUGUUGCACCUGUGGGGGCUCCUGUACAGCAGCUGCGUGCGGUUCUGGCUGAAGUGGGUCGUGAGGCUGCUCACCGGCAAGUGCGAGCUGCAGCGCGUCCUGCACGGCCAGAAGGAGGGGGCGCGGAGGACGCUCAGCAUCGAACAUUCACUGGGAUCAUCAAAGAACAAGGUUUUAAGAAAUGCUCUACAUGUUGAUGAAGCUGAAGUGGAGAAGUGUGUCAAAGACGUAAUGAAAGAAAAGAAAAUUGAAAAUAAGGAUAUCAGGUUUAAGACAAAUCUCCAUAUAUCCUUACUGCAGAUAACAGGUUAUAAAAAACUUUACUCGAAUGUGGAAAAUCUGAGGAAGGUCCCGUAUGACUCAGAUAACGAAGAACAUGAGGAACAGUUAAUUGAGCUUUGGAAUUUGCUGAUGCCUCAUGAAAACCUGAAGGCCAGAAUCACCAAGCAGUGGUGUGACAUCGGCUUCCAAGGUGAUGACCCCAAAACAGACUUCAGAGGGAUGGGCCUGCUGGGAUUAGUGAAUCUGGUGUAUUUUAGUAAGCACUACACCAAUGAAGCUCGUCAGAUCCUCUCUCGUUCAAAUCACCCUAAGCUGGGAUAUUCGUAUGCAAUUGUUGGAAUUAAUCUGACCGAAAUGGCAUACAGCUUACUUAAGAGUGGUGAUUUAAAGUCUCAUCUGUACAACGUGGUCUCUGGAUUGCCACAAAUGGAACAUUUCCAUCAAUUUUACUGUUAUCUGGUUUAUGAGUUUGACAAGUUCUGGUUUGAAGAAGAACCAGAAAGUAUUAUGCACUUCAACCAGUACAGAGAAAAGUUCCAUGAAAAAAUUAAGGGUCUCCUACUGGAUUAUGAUGCGAUAUUAACCUUGGGAGAUAAAAAGAAACCUUAACUCCUCUGCAAUAUAUCAGGUUCUGCAUCAACAAUGGAAUUACUCAUUUGGCUGAAAGUUUUGUAAGGUUCACCAAAAACUGUAUAACAAUAGAACUUUUUUACAUAAAAAAAUAACCUAAGUUCAGUUAAGAAAGCUUGGACAAUCAACCUCUGUUUACAGCUCUUUAUAUGCUACUCUCCAAAGGACAGGGUUAUUGUGUUUAUUUUUGCUGAUUUGUUUGUUUUUAACCCAAAAGUCUGAAGAUCGCUGGAUCACUUGCUCUCAUUUUUUUAUACUUCUUGGUGCAAGAACACAAAGCAGAUAUUUAUUCUGUGUAGUGCAUUUCAUUAAUAGGUUUAUCUGUUAAUUGUCUUUUAAAACUUUUUUUUUAGUUGAAACGUCCCUGGUUUUAAGCUUUUUGUGUUCUCAUUCUGUAUGCAUAGUCAGUAGUCCACUUGUCAAUGUUAAAUUUCCACGGUGAAGAGGUUGAUGAAGGGGAUGUAGUAGUCAUAAUUUAGGAAAGAGGCUUAAUCCAUCAACAUACUGAUGUACUUACUACAAAUUACUUCUGGCGAAGGAAGUUUUCUGUCUGUGGAUUUGUACCAGCAAGUUGCUAUGCUUGGAAAAAGCUUAAUUUGCAAACAAAAGAAACAACAAAAAAAGAAAACCACAAGUCAACGGUGUGAGGAUCUGAUCCUCAGAAUAAAGCUGCUCUUUCUAAAAAAAACCUGCUGCUAUAAAAGUUUUCCAUUCUUUCUGAUCUGACUUCAGUUGCUCGGACUGCUUGACUUUGUUGUCAGUCCUUUCUUUUAGAAGCUAAUGAGAAAUUCCCAUUGGGAAGUACAAGAGAGAGUUCACUCAUUUAACAAAAAAUAGAAAUUAAAUAUUGCAGAUGCAGCCCCUAUUUUUUGAAAAUUAAUAGUAGCCUCUAAUAAAAAUGCAUUUUGCAUGGGUAAGUGCAACUGUGACACAUUCCUUAAUCAUGGCGUCCUCAGACAAUCUAGUCAAUAGGACUUCAUAUCUAUAUUUUGUCUAAUUAUUGCUUAAACAGAUUU
Molecule: messenger RNA, 2077 nt
Organism: Oxyura jamaicensis (ruddy duck)
Lineage: Eukaryota; Metazoa; Chordata; Aves; Anseriformes; Anatidae
Gene: ELMOD2
Product: ELMO domain containing 2
Exons: 9
Coding region: 147-1040 (297 amino acids)
Cellular component (GO): membrane
Molecular function (GO): GTPase activator activity
Source: RefSeq, a predicted model, not a curated record